Molecule: messenger RNA, 2368 nt
Organism: Phasianus colchicus (ring-necked pheasant)
Lineage: Eukaryota; Metazoa; Chordata; Aves; Galliformes; Phasianidae
Gene: ENTPD5
Product: ectonucleoside triphosphate diphosphohydrolase 5
Molecular function (GO): hydrolase activity
Source: RefSeq, a predicted model, not a curated record
CUGAACAAUAAAAACCCACCUGUACUAGACAGAAAGAGUUCUGUGAGCCUGCUGAAGAAUUAAAACUACAUGGAUGGAGGAUUUUCUUCCUUAUUGUUUUGGGCAGUGGUGCAGCACUGAGAAGCAGUUCAAAAAAGGGGGUAAAGCAGCUGGAAAAGGGAUGAGUAAGAGCUACUACUCAUGACAGCUACAAAAAAAAGGAUGGGGUGUAAUCAGGAGCAUUGUCUCCUGCCCUUUAACCCCAUCAGUGUUCUGGGGAUUGAUGAUUUGUGCCUUCUCAUUCAAUAAACAGAAUUUUUAAAUCAUUUAUGAGUUCUGCUCCAAAAGUAAUGCCUCCUAUUUUUAUGUUAUUGACCCACGAGGUCAGACGUGGAUGUUGGUGGUAUGGCAGUAGAGGUUGAACCUUCCCAGCAAUAUUCUGCUCCAUGUUGUUGCCACGCAACAGAUGGCAGCAGAGGGGCAGUCUGACAGAUCGGUGCCUGACACAGAAGGGCGGAUGGAGCAAAAGUGUGCCAUUUUUUCCUCCAUGCAGAAAAAAUGGCACCCAUCGACACUGGCAUUCAUCGACCUUUGCUGAAUAGAGACCAACCAGUGGAUGCAAGCACUGCAAGGAUCUACACCAGCUCUAUGACUGUUGACCCACGCUUAACUGCCUCAAGUGAUCCUGGCAGGAUGACAUCUUCCAGACUCCCUAUCCUUCUAGCACUGGUCUUUUCUUCUUUGUUCCCUGUUUUUUCCCAUUCAAACAGGGAGAUGUGGUUUCAGGAUCUCUUUCCACCCAACACGUGCCCUAUAAAUGCCAAGACUUUUUAUGGCAUAAUGUUUGAUGCAGGAAGCACUGGAACCCGGAUCCACAUUUAUACCUUUGUGCAGAAGAGCCCAGAAAUUCUUCCAGAGUUGGAAGGGGAAAUAUUUGAGUCUGUGAAGCCAGGUCUUUCUGCCUAUGCUGAUCAGCCUGAAAAGGGUGCUGAAUCCGUCAAAAGAUUGCUGGACAUGGCCAUAGAUGCUGUGCCACCUCAUCUCUGGAAGAAGACUCCAGUAGUGUUAAAAGCCACAGCUGGACUGCGCUUACUGUCAGAGGAGAAAGCUCAAGCUCUACUUUCUGAGGUGAAAGAAGUCUUUGAGGAGUCACCAUUCCUUGUUCCAGAAGAUAGUGUUAGCAUCAUGGAUGGGUCUUAUGAAGGAAUUUUAGCCUGGAUCACUGUGAACUUUUUGACAGGGCAGCUGGCUGGCCAUAACCAGCACACUACUGGGACCCUGGACUUGGGAGGAGCCUCAACCCAGAUCACGUUUCUGCCACGGUUUGAGGAAACCUUGAAGGAAAGCCCUAGGGAUUUUCUUACCUCAUUUGAAAUGUUUAACAGCACCUACAAGCUCUAUACUCACAGCUAUUUGGGUUUUGGAUUAAAAGCUGCCAGACUAGCGACUCUUGGAGCCUUGAAUACAGAAGUUGCAGAUGGACAAAUGUUCCGCAGUUCUUGUUUGCCAAAGCAACUGGAAGCAGAGUGGCACUUUGGGGGAGUGAAGUACCGGUAUGGGGGCAACAAAGAAGGAGAGACAGGAUUCAAGCCUUGCUACCUGGAAGUACUGAAAGUUGUCAAAGGAAAACUGCACCAACCAGAUGAGAUUCGUGGAAGUUCCUUCUAUGCUUUCUCCUAUUACUAUGAUCGAGCAGCUGACACCAACCUAAUAGAUUAUGAACAGGGAGGAGUUCUGGAAGUGAGAGAUUUUGAAAGAAAAGCCAAAGAAGUCUGUGAUAACAUGGAGAGGUUCAGCUCAGCCAGUCCUUUCCUCUGCAUGGAUCUCACUUACAUCACUGCUUUAUUAAAGGAAGGUUUUGGAUUUAGAGACAACACACUCUUACAGUUAACAAAAAAAGUGAACAACAUAGAGACAAGCUGGACUUUGGGUGCUACCUUUCACUUAUUGCAGUCUCUGGGGAUAACAUAUUGAACUGUGACAUUCCUAUGGAUUUCAGCACUUCUGAAAGUUUGAGAAAACAAACUGAAAUCACCAGGUACAUUAUCCAGCUGGAGUCAGUCACAGAGUGGAAAAUGGACCAAAGCUAUAAAACAGACCCUACCUGGGAUUGGCACUGCACAUAAUGAAAGUUGCCACAAUAUAAUUGUGAUUGUCAUAAAUAAUCCAAAAGCUGCCUUCUGAAAGUCAAAAGGCCUAAACUCCUGCAGAGUAUCUGCAAGAGACUCAAAGCCAGCUUUCACCAGCACAUUUGUAUAGCAUCCCAUUGCUAAAAACACAGCAUACUUGGGACACUGUGGUAAAUUACAGAUGGUAUUUCUCCUCCCCCAUUUACUUUAAGCAUACAGUACUGAAGUUUGCUUGCAAGACAUUAAAUACAGAAAUUAUA